Molecule: messenger RNA, 528 nt
Organism: Alnus glutinosa
Lineage: Eukaryota; Viridiplantae; Streptophyta; Magnoliopsida; Fagales; Betulaceae
Exons: 3
Source: RefSeq, a predicted model, not a curated record
AUGCAGUGGGAAGCCACUGCCUUUGGCCGUCCAGUUCUUGCCCUCGUGGUUGUUGCUUCUCUGGCACUUUUUCCUGUGUUCUUAAUCCCUUCCAGCCCUUCCAUGUGGUUGGCUGGGAUGAUUUUUGGAUAUGGAAUUGGGUUUGUUAUAAUCAUGGUUGGAACAACUAUUGGGAUGAUCCUCCCCUAUUUUAUUGGACUGCUAUUCAGUGACCGCAUUCAUCAAUGGUUAAAGAAAUGGCCCCAGAAAGCUGAAAUGAUUAGACUGGCUGGAGAAGGAAGCUGGUUCCAUCAAUUCCAAGUGGUUGCUCUCUUUAGGGUUUCACCAUUUCCAUACACAAUUUUCAACUAUGCAAUUGUGGUAACAAGUAUGAAGUUUUGGCCCUACUUAUGUGGAUCAAUUGCCGGAAUGGUCCCAGAAGCUUUCAUUUAUAUCUAUAGUGGUCGGUUGAUAAGGACAUUAGCAGAUGCAAAGUAUGGGAACCUUCACCUGACUCUGGUCGAAAUCAUAUACAACAUUAUCUCCUUC